Musca domestica (house fly) is the source of this 1498-nucleotide messenger RNA. RefSeq lists its product as uncharacterized. The transcript is spliced from 2 exons. Bases 143 to 1288 code for a protein of 381 amino acids. Lineage: Eukaryota; Metazoa; Arthropoda; Insecta; Diptera; Muscidae. The record is from RefSeq and is a predicted model, not a curated record.
GAUUAAUAAUCAACAUAUUGAAGAUGACGAAAUUUUAAUUUCAUUUGACGUGAUUUCCUUGUUCCCAAGCAUUCCAGUAAACUUGGCUAUUAGUGCUAUUAAAGAUAGUUGGUCUAUUAUAAAGGAACAUACACAUAUACCAAUGGAUCUUUUUAUUGACAUUUUGACAACAUGUAUUAAGGACGCUAGAUAUUUCGCAUAUAAGGAUAAGAUAUAUGAACAACAAAAAGGCAUGCCGAUGGGCUCACCUAUUUCACCAAUCAUUGCUGAUAUAAUAAUGGAGAAACUUCUUGACGAAACUAUGAACAAAUUGGCUAUCAAACCCAGAUUCUUGACAAAAUAUGUGGACGACAUAUUUUGCAUCGUAAAAAAGGAGGAAGUGGAAAAUACACUUAAGACGCUGAAUAUGUACAACAAACAACUACGGUUUACGAUGGAGAGUGAAUUGAAUAAUCAGUUACCAUAUCUAGAUAGCUUAGUACAAAGAGAAGGAAAAAAGUUGUUAUUAGAUUGGUACCAAAAGCCAACAGCCUCGGGUAGAUUAAUUAAUUACCAUUCAAAGCAUCCGCGACGUAUAAAAAUCAACACGGCCACAAACUUUAUCCAAAGGGUCUUGAAAAUAAGUGACAGAAAAUUCCAUGCAAAGAACAAAAUCAAAAUCAUAAAGAUUUUAAAAAUGAAUGACUUCCCUAGUAACAUUGUUAAUGAAUUGAUUAAACGCGCCGAGGGUAAUAGAGCAUACCAAAAUACAAAAUUAGUGGAAAAGACAUAUAAAAGAUCUACAUAUAUACCAGGGUUUUCGGAAAGAUUUUCUUCAUCAAACAUGUACAACAGUGAGAAGUAUCAAUUGGCAUUCAGAAGCAGUAACACCAACAAUAAUUUCUUUAGUAGAACUAAAACAAAAAUUCCACACGAGGAUAAAUCUAACGUCGUUUAUAAGAUUAAAUGUAAUGGGGACGGGUCCAACGUAUGUCAGAAGGCAUAUGUUGGGACAACAAAAUCUAAAUUAAAAACUCGUAUUAGCUCUCAUAAAUCGGACCAAAAGACAAAAACUAAACCCAUAGAGCAAAAAACUGCCCUUGCUGCCCAUUGCCAACAAGAAGGACAUACGCCCAAUUUCAAAGAUGUCGACAUCUUGGCACAAGAAAAUAACUACAAACGUAGGUACAUGUUAGAAAUGCUACAUAUUAUAAAUGUACCUCCUAAUAAACGAAUGAACUACAAAACUGACACGGAACAUUGUGCUCAAAUUUAUAGAAAUGUCAUCGAAAAGCAUAAGAAAAAUUAGUUGGAAAAUUCGAGUAAAAAGGAAAGGAUGGAAAAGCUGCAUCAGAGAACUUAAAAACAGAAGAGUUAAAAUCCAAUUCAAAUCCCUGAUGAUGACUAUCGAAGAUAGUCGAAAUAUCGGACAAAUAAAUUAAUAUAUAAAAAAACAAAUUCGUCUGUUUUUUAAAUUCUGACCUCGAGCCAAACGAAAAACCAGAAGAAAAUACAUUGA